UGUUGUGAAAUGUAAGAAUGACAUAAAAAUAUAAAUACACUAAGUCGUAAAACAAGGCUGAUAUGAUUUUAUUGAAAUGUACUUGUUUUAUAUCUAAAACAAUGAAUAACAUGACGUGUGUAGAAAAAAAAUCAAGUUCAAAUAAUUACAAAUGUUAAUUGAUUUAAUAAAGUUAUUACUUAUGUUCUCCGUGAUCAACAAAACAAAAGGAGGGAAAUGGCCAAAUCCUGCAAAAGAUCCCUUACUGUUCAUAGCAAAUCCAGUGGAAGCUAAUAUGCCUGGACAUUGGAUGCCAUUAAGCAUCGUCAAGCAUUUACUUGCCGGUUCUACGACUGAAAGUACAACACCAUCAACAACGCCGAAACGUCAGCCUCUCAACCACAAAGUAAUAUUAACGACUACCCCAAAACCAACCACUACAACGGAAUCAACAACGACAGAAACUACAACUGUUUCGACAACAACCUCUCCGGAACCAGAGACUACGACGACAACUAUGGCACCUACGACAACUACCGAAGCUCCUUCAACCACGAGUCCUACAACAACUCCAACUACAACAACAACUCCAACUACAACAACAACUACAACAACACCAACUACAACCACAACACCAACUACAACCACAACACCAACUACAACCACAACACCAACGACAACAACAACACCAACUACAACAACAACUACAACAACAACAACAACGACUACGACAACAACAGAAGCAACGACAACAACCACAGCAAAAAGGACACCAAAACGAAACAAACAGUUUAUCGACGGCCAUGAAAAUUUAAAUUCAUAAAAUUUUACCUAUAUUACAUACCUAGUUCUCGAAUAAAAUUGUUUAUGAAAAA
Molecule: messenger RNA, 854 nt
Organism: Manduca sexta (tobacco hornworm)
Lineage: Eukaryota; Metazoa; Arthropoda; Insecta; Lepidoptera; Sphingidae
Product: integumentary mucin C.1
Exons: 2
Coding region: 152-802 (216 amino acids)
Source: RefSeq, a predicted model, not a curated record